GACAUCGUUAAAACAAACCCACGAUCGACCGAAAUGAGGGAUUUUUAACGGCAGCAAGCAUGUGACGAUUCAUGUAUGUUUGGAUUUUUUUUUUAUUUUUUUUAAUUCCUGGAGGGUCCGGACUGUGCUACUCGACUGGACGGCUGAUCCCAUUUUCCCUUAUUUUGUUCAUUAUCUGUCCCCUUAUUGCUCUGCUCACAGUGAGAGUGGGAUCUGAAUGCGGAAUACACCUGGACUGGUCUCAGGGUAACUAUCCGGGGGCCAUUCCACACUUCAGGCAUGACAGGACUCCAGCACACUAUUAACAUGGAUGGCAGAGACGAGUUCACCGAAGACAGUGAAUGCUGCAGCAACAACUCCCAGGAGAUCCAAGGGCAGGAUAGCAUCUCAGGGCUGUGUUUGCCUCCAUAGAAGACAGCGAUAGUGACCUUGACAACCACGGUGAAGACUCAUCCUCUAACGCCUCAGCUGACGACCACAUGACCACCAAGAGAACGCAGUGCCGCCUACAAGGAGCGGGAGUCAAAGAGGAGAGUGACGAGGGGGUAGAUCACUGCAGCAGCUUUGUUUGUCCUCUGUGCACGCUGGAUUUCAGCAGCCCUGAGAAGCUCAUUUCCCAUGUCUACCAGCACACAACUAUGAUGAGCAACACCAAGAGCUAUGUGUGCCCAGUGUGUGGGCGAGCCCUGAGUUCGCCUGGCUCGCUUGGAAGGCAUCUUCUCAUCCACUCUGAGGACCGCCUCUCCAACUGCGCUGUCUGUGGUGCACGCUUUACAGACACCAACAACUUCAACAGGGAGAAGCUGAAAGAUGUUCUGGACAUGAGCAGGAUGGAGGUCAGCAGUGGGAGGGACUCGUGCUCGCUGUCCCUGUCCAGCAGUCCGAUGUCUAGCCCGGGCCCAGGUUCUCGCUCCUGCCACGGACCCGGACCCAGUCCCAGCCCCAGUUCAUGCCAGGGUCCUCGGCUGUGUCAAGCCCCUGACCCUGACCCAAGCUUAUGUCAAGCCCAGCGUUCUUGUCAGGGACCAGGACACAUCUCUAGCCAGUGUCAAGGGCCCAGACCAUGUCAUGGCCAAGGUCCUGGAUCCGGUCCUUGUUCAGGCCCAGGACCAUGCACAGGCUCUGACCAAGGACCUUCCUUUCCCUCCCUGCCUGACAGUCUGCUCUCUGAAGGGCCAUCACUCACAUCUAUCCCUGAUGCUCUUAACUCCUCCUCCUCAGGCCUUCCUCCCAUCCCUGACAUCCUCAGCCCUAUGCCGGUCUAUCCAGCAGGAGUGCUGCUGGUUUGCAACAGCUGCGUGGCCUAUCAGCAGCUAGUCGAGGCCCAGUCGCCAAUGAGAAAAUGGGCAUUACGUAGGAAGAAUGAACCGUUGGAGGCGCGUCUGCAACGUCUUGAACGGGAACGUACAGCAAAGAAGAAUAAGCGGGCGUGUGAGACGGAAGAAGAACGGGAACUGAGGAGGCUGCGGGACCGUGAGGCCAAGCGCAUGCAGAGGAUGCAGGAAAGUGAGGAGCAGCGGGCUCGUAGGCUGCAGAGAGACAGGGAGGCCAUGAGGCUGAAGAGAGCCAACGAGACACCAGAGAAGAGGCAAGCCAGACUGAUCCGCGAGAGGGAGGCAAAGAGGAUCAAACGGCGGCUGGAGAAGAUCGACCCGGCUCUGAGGACACAGAUCGAGCACGAUCCUGCUGCUAUGGCUGCCCUCACAGCAGAUAUGAGUCUCUUCCAGUUCCCCUGCCCGAUGCCGGUCCCUUCCAUUGAUAAUGGUCUGUUCAUGAAGCUACCCUAAUGGAACCAGACCACCAGGGGGAAACCAUCUGGCUUCUAGCAUCAUUAACCUCUGCACUCUGCCGUAAGCUGCCAUGGUCACAGUGAACCAUUCCUAGCCGGUUUACAUCCGGCUUUUUUCUGUGUCGAACAGCUUCACACAUAAACUGCUUUGUUGAAUACAGCAAAACCUACUUCAAUUUCUAAUUUAUUACAGUUUAGAAAACCUUGGGAACAGGGUUGAGAAUGUCUCGUAUUGUAUGGAUGAUGACAUAUAAGCAUGUUGUAAAGAGAUUUAUCUGUUCGCCAGCGGACCAGCAGAGUUAACACACUUCAUUCUAGUAGGAGCAGUUCUACUUCCUUUGAGGAGAAAAAUGUUUUGCACAUGGACCUUCAGUGAUGAGCGGGGACUUUGUAGCCACAGCCCCCUCCUUUCUGGUCCACUCCACCAGCCCAGUGAUUCGGGUUUACUGGUAGCUGCACCUCUUCAAGCUGCCAACAUGGAUCCCUGGGAAGUUCAUAUUCAGUCAAACUACUACCUCAGCCGGCGCCGUGGUGGCGUCCUCUGUCCUGUGGCUUACUGCGUUCCAACUCCAAGCUUCCAGACCUCUAUGUACUGUACACUCCCACAGAGGAUGCAGGUUGUUUUCCACAGUUUAUUUGCAUUUAUCACUGAGGCACUUUGAUAGGACAAAAACAUUCAAAACAGCAUUUAAUAUACAUAUACACCUUUGUCACAUGUACUCCCCAGGUUUAAUUCUGAUGUUUCCACUGAAUGUUUCGUCCUGUUAAACAUGCCUGGUGUUAAGCAACAUUCCUCGUCACCUUAUGAGUUGUACAACUUAGUGUUUUCGCCUCUUUUUGCCAAUAUCUGAGUUUCUUUUCCUUUCCUCACAUUGUUACACUCAGAAUAUUUUUGCCAAUGUCUUUUCAUUUGUAUUUUCUGUUACAGAGCUUUUCUUUGGCUCACCAAACUCAGUGUGCGCUGCUGUUACUGUACUGUACUGUACAAUACAUUAGUUACCUCUUAUAUAUUGUGGGUUUAUCAUAUCGAGGGAUAUUGUGUUAAAGUGUUCCAUCAGUGAUCACAGUGAAACAGUUUGUAAUAUUUUAUCUGUUGACAACAGCAUUUGUCACAUUACUUGAAUUCUGCUAAAAUAUUUUUUUUCUUAAUGUUAAUUAAAACAUUUUAGGAUGUUAUUAUUGUAAGCUUCAUGCAAUUUCUGUAGCAUUCACAUGCUUUGUAAGGCUGCAGUAUCUUUUAAAUAUGUAAACUGUAACACUUAACUAGGAGUUAUUGAGUUUCCUGUGUCAGCAGAAUGAAUGAAACAUAUUUAAUGAUUCAUGUAGUUUGACACAGAAAAGUUUUUAACUUUUUUUUUUUUUUUUUUUUGUCCCUAUCCGUUAUUGAGCACUGGGGCUAUUUUCAUGAAACAAACAGCACAUACUGGGAGAGAUUUUAUUAAUCUAUAUUCAUUAACCUCAUUCCAGCACAUAAUUAUGCAAUAUGACGUGAAUAUAUUUUUCUUGUGAAAAUGUUUUUUGUUGUUUUGUUACUGUCAGUGGUAUAAACUUGUUUUAAUGUUUCAAUCAGAGGCCAUGUUUGGGAUUGCCCUUUUUUCUUGAUAAAUUUUCUGCCUGUAAGGUUACCUCCAUUUUCUUCUUGAAUUCAUGUCUCCAGAUGCAAACAUUUACAAUGUCAAAUGACCAGAUCCUUAAUAUCAGAUAUAGGAACACAUUCUGGUUCUGUUUGAGUCACUCCUAGAUGACAGAUGCUUCAUCUGGCUGUUUGCUACAGAAAUCAAACCUUUUUUUUUUAUCAUUAGAGGCUUUUCUAGGAGUGCAUCAAACCUCUAUGCAACAGAUGAGUUAUUUAUUCCAAGGAAAUUAGUUCACUUUUCACUGAAACUAUGCAGAAUGCAACUUUAAUUUAAAUUAAUGUCAGUAUAAAGAGUUUAGCUUCUCAGGCAAUUUAACUCAGUGAGCAGGCUCAGAGCCUAGAUACAACACCCUGGUCCAUAAAACUCAUUCAAAGGCCGAUGUGAUCUGAACAGUUGAAGGCAGUUGUGUGGCUUUGCUGGAGACUCUUUGUCGUCCAAGAUGUUUUCUCUUCCUAGUUGAGCACAUGAAAGGAACAGGGUCUCACUGCCAUCCUAUUCAUGACAUACUGUACCAAGGGCAGAUCAGUGUUCUCGACUGGCUUCAGGUGUCAUUUCUUUCUCUUCUCUUAGACUAUGAAUACUGGGUAUUCUCAGAGGUUGUUCUUUGAAAUUGCUGUGAUUUCCCCCUUUGUCCUACAGUGGAAUGAUGCAACAGAAAUAUUAUUGCAAAGGAAGUACCACAAACUCUGAAGUUAUUGAUGGUCUUUAUGAGCAGUACCUUCAGUUUGGAUUAGGUAAGCACUGCAUGUUGUAAAACUGCACUUGUCCUAGAAUGGUUCAAUAUUGAGCUUGUGUUCUACUGUUAGUUUAUGCCUGCCUGUUUUUUACAGUUUAAUCUAAAGAAAAAUGUUGUUUAAAAACAUUGGCCUUUUUAUUAAUUCUAUCAGGAUUUUCUCUCUAUGUCCAUGUUUACAAAAGAAGUCUCUGAACAAGGCCAAAUGAAUGAACUAAACUGCUAAUGAGAACAUUCAUGCUAACUAAAUAUCAGUGUGUUCUGACUGGAUGGGAUUUGGGGAGCCAUCCUCCGUUACUCCAUUAGCAGAUGUACAGACCAUGAUGAAUCCUGGUAAAGAAUGUGGAAAUAAACAUUGACUUUACUAUAAUACUGA
Molecule: messenger RNA, 4535 nt
Organism: Sphaeramia orbicularis (orbiculate cardinalfish)
Lineage: Eukaryota; Metazoa; Chordata; Actinopteri; Kurtiformes; Apogonidae
Gene: znf821
Product: zinc finger protein 821
Exons: 6
Coding region: 480-1787 (435 amino acids)
Biological process (GO): regulation of transcription by RNA polymerase II
Cellular component (GO): nucleus
Molecular function (GO): RNA polymerase II cis-regulatory region sequence-specific DNA binding; DNA-binding transcription activator activity, RNA polymerase II-specific
Source: RefSeq, a predicted model, not a curated record